Messenger RNA from Amphibalanus amphitrite, 3480 nucleotides. RefSeq names its product NADPH--cytochrome P450 reductase-like. The coding region runs from base 406 to 2484 and encodes 692 amino acids. Gene Ontology annotation, cellular component: cytosol. NCBI's taxonomy places the organism in Eukaryota, Metazoa, Arthropoda, Thecostraca, Balanomorpha, Balanidae. The transcript is spliced from 14 exons. Gene Ontology annotation, biological process: response to hormone. The record is from RefSeq and is a predicted model, not a curated record. Gene Ontology annotation, molecular function: flavin adenine dinucleotide binding; NADPH-hemoprotein reductase activity; FMN binding.
GGUCGGUCCGGUCCGCAGCGGCCGGGUGCGGCGGCGCUCCGCGGCGGCCACUACUCGCCGGCCGGCCGCUCCGACCGGACGCCACACGCCGACAGCCUCACCCACCUGCGGCGCGCAGUGGCCGUCCAUUCAGCCGGGCCGAUAGUCCGACCCAUUCAGCCGCACUGCCAUACAGGCGCCGCUUCGAUCCGGCCGCCGACGCGCUGUUACGUAAGCGACGCGCACCUCGGCGCCGCCGGUUUGGGAGCCCCAGCGCGCGGCGGCCGCCCAGCAGUGCGAGCGAAGGUCGACGGCGGCGCGCGCGCUGUGGCUGUGCUGUCUGCCGGGGCGCCGCGACCGGAGAGGACCGUGCCAGCCGACGGACCGUGGAGCCGCACCAGCAGCGCUCGCAGCUCUGACUCAGGCAUGGCUGAUGCAGAGAGCCAGCCAGUGAUGGAGCAGGCUGAUGUUGCAGCAGAGGCUGCUGCCGAGUCCAUGUUCUCUACACUGGACCUGAUUGUGCUGGCACUUCUGGGCCUGGCAGCAGUGUACUAUGUCAUCCUUCGCAACAAAAGGAAGGAAGAAGAGCUGGCACAGAUGCAGAGCUUCACCAUAACGUCGAGCGCGAUGCCGAUGUCCGUGUCGGACGACUCGUUCAUCGACAAGAUGAAGUCGUCGGGGAAGAACGUGCUGGUGGUGUACGGCAGCCAGACGGGCACCGCCGAGGAGUUCAGCACGCGCAUCUCCAAGGAGUGCCGCCGAUACGGUAUGCGCGGCCUGGUGGCCGACCCGGAGGAGUGCAGCAUGCAGGACCUGCCGCGGCUCACCGAGCUGGACACGCACCUCGCCAUCUUCGUGCUGGCCACGUACGGCGAGGGCGACCCGUCCGACAACGCCCAGGAGUUCCACGAGUGGCUCAAGGAGACCGACGUCGACCUCUCGGGGAUCAACUACACGGUGUUUGGACUCGGCAACAAGACGUACGAGCACUACAACGCCAUGGGGAAGUUCGUCGACCGGCGGAUGGAGGAGCUGGGCGCCACGCGGGUGUUCGAGCUCGGCCUUGGCGACGACGACGCCAAUAUCGAGGAGGACUUUCUGGGCUGGAAGGAGCGUAUGUUUCCGCACGUGAAGGAGUAUCUGGGCAUCGAGGACUCUGGCGAGGAGGAGAAGCGCCAGUACGAGCUCAAGGUGCUGGAGGACGCCAACCACAACGACAUCUUCAGCGGCGAGGUGGCCCGACUGCGCUCCUACACCAAGCAGAGGCCACCGUUUGACGCCAAGAACCCGUACCUGGCCCCGCUGCGCGUGAACCGCCGGCUGCAGAAGGGCGGUGACCGCGAGCUGAUGCACCUCGAGCUGGACAUCGAGGGCUCGCGGAUACGAUACGAGGCCGGCGACCACGUGGCCGUGUACCCCACCAACGACCCGGCACUGGUGGACAAACUGGGAGAGAUCUUCAACGUCAACCUGGACACCAUCAUCUCCCUCAACGCCAUCGACCCUGACACCGCCAAGAAGCACCCGUUCCCGUGCCCGACCACGUACCGGACGGCGCUGCUGCACUACCUGGACAUCACCAGCGUGCCCAAACACUACGUGCUCAAGGAGCUGGCCGAAUACGCCACCGACGAGAAGGAGAAGGAGCGCCUGCUGCUGAUGGCCGCCUCCUCGGAGGAGGGCAAGGCCGCCUACCACCAGUGGAUGCUGGACCCUUGCCGCACGCUGCUCCAUCUGCUGGAGGACAUGCCGUCCUGCCGGCCGCCGCUCGACCUGCUCUGCGAGCUGCUCAACCGGCUCCAGCCGCGCUACUACUCCAUAUCGUCCAGCUCAAAGGUGCACCCGACGCGGAUCCACAUAACGUGUGUGCAGGUCAAGUACCAGACGAGCACGGGCCGCACCAACCUGGGCGUGGCCACCACCUGGCUGCUCGGCCACAAGACCAGCGACCUGGUGCCGGCAGACGGCGAGCCGCCCCUGCCCAUGGACGUGCGCGUGCCCUGCUUCGUCAGAAAGUCCCAGUUCAGGCUGCCGUCGCGCUCCACCACGCCGGUCAUUAUGAUCGGCCCGGGCACCGGGUUCGCGCCCAUGAGAGGAUUCAUCCAGGAGCGAGCCUUCCAGAAGGAGCAGGGCAAGGAGGUGGGGGAGACGUGGAUGUUCUACGGCUGCCGUCACAAGGAGGAGGACUACAUGUACCGCGAGGAGCUGGAAAAGUACGAGGCGGACGGCGUCAUCAAGCUCUCUGUGGCGUUCUCUCGCGACCAGGCGCAGAAGGUGUACGUGACGCACCACCUGAAGGAGCACGCCGCCGACGUGUGGCGCCUGCUGGGCCAGCAGAACGGGCACGUGUACGUGUGCGGCGACGCCAAAUCGAUGGCGCGCGACGUCAGCCACCUUCUGACAGACAUCUGCCGCGACCAGGGCGGCAUGGACGCCCAGCAGGCCGACCAGUACAUCAAGACCAUGCGCAGUCAGAAGCGCUACUCGGAGGAUGUCUGGAGCUAGGCGGACCGAGGGACGGGCCGACGGACCGGACUGGGAGGGAUCAGAGGGACGAGAGGGGCCGCGCGCCGGGACCCCGAGAGGGACAGGAGAGAGGGGGCAGGUCCGCGGACUGGUGUAGAGAGGGCGACAGUCAGGGCAGCGCGCAGGUGGCGCCACCCGAUACAGGCGGCGGGAUGGCGAACUACUAUCAUGGAGCAGCAAUGUGCCGGAGGCGCUAGAAAUUUGAUUUUGUAAUGCAUGUUAUAUGGAAACAGAAGAUAGGUAUAUCCUGACGGCGCGAUUUUAGGACGACGUUGGAACCGGCAUGACCCAUAUUUUAAUGUGCGAGGUUGAUUUUCAGCAUGGAUUUUCCCUCGUUUUAGAGAAUGUCUAUUGAGUGUGUCGUCUUGUUUCGUCGCCCGAGUGUUGGCCUGUAUUGCGUCUGGGACACGGUCAGGGAUGGGUCCAAAUGAGCCAGUGAGCUUUAGCACGUGGCGUUUCAGCUCAGCCGGCGCGCGGGAUGGCCAGGGACCAGACGGUGGCUGGCUUACCCCGCCACCCUGGACCUCCACCGUCUGAAUCGGUCGGUGGGGACCGCACAACUCUGUAGUACGUACUGUAUCCAAUCCACGCAGGGACGAGGCGCUCCGGUCGGGCCGCCGUCUCACACCGGGCACACAUGUCGUUGUUUUCUACAUUGGGCGACGUUAGUGAGCGUGAGCUGCGGGCCGGGCCCGUGAGCUCUGUAUCGUGUUUGUAUGUCUGUGUGUGGUGUGCGCGGCGGGUGGCGCGGGCCGACUCUCCCCUGUCUGUCGGUGGGACCGGCCCUCCCCUGUUGGUGGGACCGACUCUCCCCUGUCGGUGGGGCCGGCCCUCCCCUGUCUGUCGGUGGGACCGGCCCUCCCCUGUCGGGGCCGCUGGGCCGGCCGGCACCGCGCUCCCGCCGUCACACGGCAGCUCACCGAGCCGCCUGUUAUGUGGUGUCCGAAAUUACCAUAAUAUACGCGAUAUGCUACG